AUAAAACUUCAGCCCAGAGGCUCCAGCUCUGCUAGCUGCAUCCUAUUUCCCUGCUCUGGAAGCCACUUCACCCGUUCUUGGAUGCCUGACUCUCCUGGCCUGUUUUUUCCCGGGCAGGUCAGUCUGUGAGGACAUCAGCUCUUUCUUUGGCGUACUGAUGGCAGCAGAGCCCCUGACUGAACUGGAGGCGGCCCUUAGGACCGCAAUCAACAUGUUCAACAUUUAUGCAGUGCAGGAAGAAUCAGCUGUCUACCUGAGCUUCAAUGGGUUUAAGGAACUGGUCACUCAGCAGCUGCCUCACAUGCUCAAGGAUGUGGGCUCUCUAGAUGAGAAGAUGAAGAGCUUGGAUGUGAACCAGGACUCGGAGCUGAAUUUCAAUGAGUACUGGAGACUGAUCGGGGAAUUGGCAAAGCCAAUGUGGGAGGAGAAGGUCCUGGAGGUCCUGAAAAAGUAAAGCCUGCUUGUCUGGAUGGGGGUCAGCAGGGUCUGCUGGGCUGGGCCAGGCAGAACUCCCCUCCCUCUAAAUAAAGCUUAUUCCUUGAAACACA
Messenger RNA from Meriones unguiculatus (Mongolian gerbil), 548 nucleotides. RefSeq names its product protein S100-A13-like. NCBI's taxonomy places the organism in Eukaryota, Metazoa, Chordata, Mammalia, Rodentia, Muridae. The transcript is spliced from 3 exons. Gene Ontology annotation, cellular component: perinuclear region of cytoplasm. Gene Ontology annotation, biological process: positive regulation of cell population proliferation; positive regulation of canonical NF-kappaB signal transduction. The record is from RefSeq and is a predicted model, not a curated record. Gene Ontology annotation, molecular function: RAGE receptor binding. The coding region runs from base 158 to 454 and encodes 98 amino acids.